Annulohypoxylon truncatum is the source of this 591-nucleotide messenger RNA. RefSeq lists its product as uncharacterized. The transcript has 2 exons. Gene Ontology annotation, cellular component: fungal-type vacuole membrane. Bases 1 to 591 code for a protein of 196 amino acids. NCBI's taxonomy places the organism in Eukaryota, Fungi, Ascomycota, Sordariomycetes, Xylariales, Hypoxylaceae. The record is from RefSeq and is a predicted model, not a curated record.
AUGGCCUUCGUGUCCCUUUUCGUCUGCGUUCUCAUCAAUCUUCUCCUGCGAGUGCGCGUUCCAGCCCGCAGAUCCGGUCUGAUCGCCGACCUCCACGCCUUCACAGAACUGCCCUACAUUUUCUUCGUCGUCGGCUUCUUUCUCAUUUACUGGGCAGUGUACUUCGCCUUUUACUACAUCGAUCUCUACGGCUACACUUACGCCUCAUUCACUUCCCUUGACUCGAUCAAUCUCCUUUUGAUCACCAACGGCCUCGGCAUGCCUGGUCGCGUCCUACCCGGCUUCGUCGCAGCGCGCCUCCUCGGGCCCCUGAACACGGCGAUCCCCACGACCGUGUCGGUCGCGAUCGUGCUGUACUGCUGGCCCGCCGUCGCGCUAUACGCGUUCGCGGCGGUAUACGGCCUCGUAGCCAGCGCGAUCCAGUCGCUGUUCGCCGUCUCGCUCGCGGCGCUGACGGACGACCUGAGCCAGCUCGGCACGAGGAUGGGGAUGGUGUUCAGCGUGGUAGCGUUCGCGUGUCUGACAGGCAGCCCGAUCGCGGGCGCGAUCGUGCAGGCGAGCGGAGAGAGUUACUUAGGGGCUCAGAUGUAG